This is a messenger RNA of Galleria mellonella (greater wax moth), 2633 nucleotides long. RefSeq names its product G2/mitotic-specific cyclin-B2-like (gene CycB). Lineage: Eukaryota; Metazoa; Arthropoda; Insecta; Lepidoptera; Pyralidae. Gene Ontology annotation, molecular function: cyclin-dependent protein serine/threonine kinase regulator activity. The transcript has 7 exons. Gene Ontology annotation, biological process: mitotic cell cycle phase transition; regulation of cyclin-dependent protein serine/threonine kinase activity. Gene Ontology annotation, cellular component: nucleus; cyclin-dependent protein kinase holoenzyme complex; cytoplasm. Bases 375 to 1922 code for a protein of 515 amino acids. The record is from RefSeq and is a predicted model, not a curated record.
CAUUAUUACGAAUUUAGUUUAUGACAGUUCAUAAAUGGAAUUUCGCAAAUUUAUUAAAUUUAGGUUAAGAAAUAAUUUUUGAAAAGUGGUGCCUCAGAAUCGAGCCAUUGUCUCCAUUACUUUAUGGUUGAACAUUAUGUUGGCUUGUUUAUGGAGACUAAAAAAUAAAAAAUAAAAAAAACCGUUACCUUCUAGAAAUUUGAAUAGGUCUGUUUAUUGGUGGCCGUUAACUGUGCCUGUAGUGAAAUCAAGAACCAAGAACCAACUCUAUAUAAAAAGCAAGACCAAGAUUAUUGAAAUCAAAACAGCCGUACAUUGUUGCCGUUGUGCUUAGUUGUUGACUAUACAGAGAAAAUUAAUAAUUUUACGAAGACAUGGAUAUUCACGUACGGCGGUUCAGAUCGGCUCAGGUUGCCAACCAAGAGAACGGGCAUUUUAAUAAGACUAAAACUACCAUGGUCUUACCAAGCAAGCGGCAAGAUAGUGUUCGUGGUGUUUUGGGAGAACUGGAUCACAAUGUCCAAGCUCAGCGUGAGAAUAAUAAAGGGAAAGUGGCUAUUACUGCUGCUGAAUUUGAGAAAAAAGCUAUUGUAAACCGUUGUCAAACUCGUCAUGUGCAGUCGAAAGUGGAUACUGGACUUGUAAGCAAGAAUAUGUCAGUACAGCAGCCAUCAAAACCAGUACUACGCCGUGAGGAGAGCACUGCUUCCCUUGCUGCUAGAGCUGUUGCUCGAACCAGGGCUGUAUUGAAAGAAACUGCUGAUAAUCAAACUGAACACAGGGAUGUCAAUAUUUUAAUACAAGCAAAGAAAUCUACACAAAUUACUAAACGGAAUACAAAGCUACCAAUAUUGAAAGAGAACAAUAAAGAAACAAAAGCUUUAAAACCUGUUCUUAAAGAAUCAACAGACUCACUGGGGAAACUUAAAUUGGUUGAGACCACUACAUAUAAAGAGAAGAGCACUGCAACAAUUAAUCAUAGCAAUGGACAGACAAAAGAAACACUCUUUGAGAAGAAUACCUUUCAUUGCCACACACCAAAACUUCCUGAUGACAUUGAAGAUAUUGAUGCUAGUGAUAAUAAUAGCCCUCUUCUUAUGUCCAUUUAUAUCAAAGACAUUUACAAUUAUUUGAUAGAACUUGAAGAGAAGUACCCAAUUGAACCUGACCAUUUAAAAUUUCAGAUUGUUCUCACUGGUAAAAUGAGAGCGACCUUAAUAGACUGGCUGGUGGAGGUUCAACGUCAGUUCUCACUGGUAUUAGAGACACUGCACUUAACUGUUGGAAUAAUUGAUCGAUAUUUACAGUUAGUGCCAAACAUCCAGCGCGACCAGUUGCAGCUAGUUGGCAUCACAGCAAUGUUUAUCGCUAGCAAAUAUGAAGAGAUCUAUGCACCGGAUGUUGGAGACUUUGUAUACGUAACAGACAAUGCUUACAGCAAAUCUGAUGUGUUCAAAUGCGAGAGGGAUAUUAUGUCCAAACUAAAAUUCUGUUUAGCCAGACCUAUUCCACUUAGCUUUCUAAGGAGAUUUGUGAAGGCAGCUCAUGGGACAUCGAAAAACCAUCACUUGGCCAAAUAUUUUGUAGACUUAUGCCUUGUGGAGUAUUCAAUGGCUCAUUAUAGGCCUUCAGAGCUCGCUGCCGCAGCCAUUUGCCUUUCUCUCUAUUUGUUAUCAACCAAAGAGCUUGAUGAGGUGUGGACCCCUACAAUGGUUUAUUAUUCUACUUACUCACUCAGCCACAUUAAACCAAUAAUUAGAAAAAUAGCAAAGGUUGUAAUUAAUGUUGAGAAUUCUAAGUUUAAGGCCGUAUAUAAUAAGUAUUUGGACGCAACGUUAGCUAAGGUAUCAAUGUUGCCGCAGCUAAAAGGUGAAGCAAUUCAUGAAUUAGCUAAAUUACCGUUAGAUUCCAGUGAUUCAUAAUGUUAAAGUUGUUAUUAAAAUGUGUUGACUUGUAACACACAAUAUAUUGUAUUUUAUGUUUUAUUGUAUCCAUGGACUGAAUUUUGUAUAAGAUUUGUUUUAGCUACCUGUUUUGUUUAAUUAAGAUAUUAGUUUUAAUUUAGAUAUAGUUUUAUUGUAUUUAUGUGAUAUUGAUUGUGUAUCUAUGUAUUGUAUUCGGGAUUGACGUUAUUAUAAUUUAAAAAAUAGUUCUAUCUUUGUAUGUAUUAUUAUAUUAGUUGAUAUGGGAGCUUUGUAAAUCUCGUUUACAUAUACAUAAAUUUGUUAUUUUGUAUUAGAAUUAAUAUUGUACUUUAAUCCAAAACAUGGUCUGGAUUGUAUCAACUACAACGAAUGAUUUAAUUAUUGCUAAAUAUUUCAGAUAGGUAUUUUUUUUUAUCAAUUAUUGUAGAAUUAUGAAUAUUCUAACGCUUAUAUGUUUAUUUAAAUGUGACUGAUAAGAACUAAUAUUCUAAAGCUACAAUUUUCAGCUGUUUUGUUUGUAAAUUUUAAUAUUAUUUAAUUAAUGAAGACCAAUAAAUAUAUGAUUGACGAAUUCUCUAUGUGAAUUUUUUUAGAUAAGAUGUACAUAAUGUUUGUAACUUUGAAAGUAUUCUGAUUAAUUGUACUUUUGAUAAAACAUGAUACCUAAUGUAUUGAAAAUAAAAUCUGGAUUGACAACAUUAAUGCCUU